AUGGACUGGCAGAGCAGUCACGGAAUUCCACUGGCGGUGGUGGAUAGGCUUCUCCACUACAUUCCUCACGACUCUCGGUCUGCUUUACGCUUGACGUGCAAGCCAUGGUGCAGAGCAAUCGACAAAGUUACGCCGCUUCGACGCCCAGUGGCUAAUACCUUGCCUGCGGAGAUAUUGCUACAAAUAUUUCACCGACUAGCACCUCGAGACUUCGACAAUGCCAGGAGGACUUGCUCCCAGUGGAUGCGUGUUAGUCUAGACCGAGAUCUCCUGCAACGUAUGCUCAAACGAGCGGGUUGGUGGGACUCCUGGCUACGGGACUGUCAAAGUUCGAGCCUUGUAGUGGGCGAGGAAGAGAGUUCGGUCUGGAAAAUGAGCAAACGUUUUGCCACAGAGUGUCUACUGUCUGGCCGGAAAGUCAAUGUGGAAAGACCAGGGUUCCUUACAACCGCUGUUGUCGACUUCUCUCAACUAUCUCAGAGGCAGCGUGCCGCCGAGUUCCGGCGUCCAUCUCAGCCUGUCAUUACAGAAAUUGAACCCCAGACGCAUGUCGACGGAACACCCCUGUUUCAUGUCAGCGAUUGUGGAAGAUAUUUGCUUGUGGCAUCGAAUCGCAUAAUCUCUGUUUAUCGUCUGCUUUCCAUGAGGGCUGAUUUCAGUACCAGCCCUGACGCAGACGUCGCUCUUGUGGCAAGGAUCACUUGUCCUGCUGAAGUUAUGGCAACCACAAUUGAUACUAGCAGUUUGAAGUUGACUGUCGCUGCAUUGCUGCACAGUCGGCUAGGCAUGGUAUGCGACCUUGUUCCGGCUACUGAUGGUCCAUGUGCCGACCUACGCCGUACAAAGUAUGCCAUGGAGCUGGUUUCUCGACACUUCAUAUACAAUGUAUGCUCCGCCAACGACCCACCCCAGAGCGUUUCAAUCUGUCCGGGACGUCGUUGCGUCGCUUUCGGGUCGGGAACCGGGUUCGAGCUGCGCUGGAUUAACGGACAGACCAAUCAAGACUGUCGUAAACAGUUCCCUAUGUCGCAGCCAUCCGAGGUUCUCCAUUUCUUCCCAAGUCGGCCUAAUGCGCCAAGAGAGCUUCGCAUUAUCUCGUCAUUAGCCGGUCCAGGUCUGCCUGGAUGCAGCUGCCACGGUGUGCACGAUGGUGGCAAGCGACCAAAAUGCCCAUUCCAUCUCUCCGCUGACGUCCAAUCCCUUACUCGGUGGGAUCCACAACAUAACGGAGAUCCCGACUUAGUGAGGGCCACGCAUUGCCAUAAUUAUCAUGCCAUUCCCAUCAAUGAUGGUCUGCAUGUCCUCUACGUCGAGCCCCGCACAGGCCAUCUCUGCAUUGGGUCUGAUGCUCCCAUCGGCGGGCCAACAAGUCUCACAAAGACAUUCGUUUGCGUUCCUCCAUUCGACAACAGUGCAUCCGAGGGUAUAAGUGAGGGUAUGGCCCCGACUGUCUUCGCAGCGGGGUCGGAUCUGAGCUGGGGCUUGCGUGUAGUCGCUGCCUAUCAGGACAGACUCGUCCUAUACUCCGUGCCACUAGACGUCUUCAAUGUCAUCCGAAAGGAGCGUGAGAGACAAGGGGACGGAGUCAUGGGCGACAGCGACCUGGCCAGGGACUGGUUCCUUGACAACCAGAGGUCGCGAAAGCGCCGAGACAGUCUCGUCCAGAACCAGAAUGGCGACUGGGAGUUCCUUCUCAGCGUCAGUUACCGCCCCACAGCCAUGAUGUGGCCGUUCCAGAUUUACGGCAAGGAGAUCGGACGAGUAAAUGAUGUAGUAGAGCUAGCUCUCCAGUCAUCCAACGGUGGUGCCCGCAUCUGGGCGUUUGAUGCAUCGGGUAAAACCAAUGUCAUCGACGUGGAUACCUUCACCUCGACUGCCCAGCCAGCCGCAGACAUUCCUUGCAAGUCAGUAUCUGUUGACACCGAUGGCACUGUUUCGCCUGCCCAACUCGUUGACCGGAGCGUGCUCGAAGCUGCACCACAACUUACGCGCAAGCGGAAGCAUUACGACCAAGAGAACUUUAGCAGCCAACACACGAAUGCUCAUUGGCUCGAUGCUCCUAUGCUAAGAGAGGAAGAGCCGUCGGAGCUCUCGCAACUCGUCACUGCAGCGGCAACGAAACGGCGUUAUUCUUUCGCUGCUUGCAUUGUUGAUCUCAACAUCCCCGAGUUGAAUGCUCGAGAGGGACCAUGGGUGGAGGAUGUCAGCGUGAUGUAA
Messenger RNA from Aspergillus ibericus CBS 121593, 2217 nucleotides. Its product is annotated as F-box protein. NCBI's taxonomy places the organism in Eukaryota, Fungi, Ascomycota, Eurotiomycetes, Eurotiales, Aspergillaceae. Gene Ontology annotation, molecular function: protein binding. The record is from RefSeq and is a predicted model, not a curated record. The transcript has a single exon. Bases 1 to 2217 code for a protein of 738 amino acids.